Molecule: messenger RNA, 2889 nt
Organism: Scheffersomyces amazonensis
Lineage: Eukaryota; Fungi; Ascomycota; Pichiomycetes; Serinales; Debaryomycetaceae
Gene: FLC2
Product: flavin adenine dinucleotide transporter
Exons: 1
Coding region: 353-2752 (799 amino acids)
Biological process (GO): transmembrane transport; fungal-type cell wall biogenesis
Cellular component (GO): membrane
Source: RefSeq, a predicted model, not a curated record
CAUCCAAAUUGAAAUUAGAAAUUAGAAAUUGGAAAUUGGAAAUCUCCGCUAUCUCCUUAUCUACUUAACUAUACUCAGGUUAUCUUAAAGUGAGUUCUCGUUCUUACGUUCAUCACACUCUCGUACAUAUUCAUUCCCACGACCAAUUCAUUCGUUUCCGUCCCAUCUCCAGUACGAAUCAAGCUUUUUUCUACCCCCUGCGUUGAGUAACAACGUACACAUUUACAAAGCACUACUACCACUAUCCACUAACAGUACUACUGUACAACACACUAUUAAAGUACUAUUAUAACUGCAUAACUACUAAAUAACUAAAAGUACUACUCCACUACUCCACUACUCCACUACCACUAUGAGGUCAAUAAUAUUCUCAGCUGCAUUGAUCUAUCUCAUACAGCAGGUAUCAGCCUUAUCUUACCUUAAAUCAUCAUCUUUAUUAACUUGUAUGGAUAAUUCUUCAUUUACAGCUUCAUAUUUUGAUGUUGAAUUUUAUCCUCAUAAUAAUACAGUUUAUUUUGAUGUAACUGCUUUAUCAAAUAUUAAUGCUGAUGUUGGAGCUUAUGUUCAAUUAAUUGCUUAUGGUAUUAAUGCUUUACAAAGAAAUAUUUCCUUUUGUGAUAUUGGUUAUAAUGAAGUAUGUCCAAUGACUUCGGGUCAUUUAGAUUUACAAUCUCAAUAUACUGUAUCUGAUUCUAUUGCUAGUAAUAUUCCUGGAGUUGCUUAUAAUAUUCCAAAUUUAGAUGCCACAGUAAGAGUUCAAAUUUAUGAUUUAACUUCGGGUGAAGUUUAUGCUUGUGUUGAAGCUUCAGUUACUAAUGGUAAAACAGUUCAAACUAAAUAUGCUGCUUGGCCAAUUGCUGCUAUUGCUGGUUUAGGGGUUAUAACUUCUGGUGUAAUUUCAGUUAUUGGUCAUUCUAAUACAGCUGCUCAUAUUGCUUCAAAUUCAUUAUCUUUAUUUAUUUAUUUCCAAUCUCUAGCUAUUACUGCUAUGAUGGCGGUAGCAAAAGUUCCUCCAAUUGCUGCUGCUUGGGCUCAAAAUUUUAUGUGGUCAGUUGGUAUUGUUAAAGUUGGAUUUAUUCAAGAUAUUGCUAAUUGGUAUAUUCAAUCAACUGGUGGUACUCCAACUGAUAUUUUACAAUCAACUUAUUUAUCAGUAUCUGUUCAAAAGAAAGUUAAAAGAGCUAUGGAUUUUUUACAAGAUAUUUAUACUUCAGAAUUAGAAAGAGCUUAUUAUCCUAGUGAUCAUUUAUCAAAACGUGCUAGUAUAAGUCUUGAUUCUCAAGAUUUUGGUUAUACUGAUAGUUUAGAUCCAACUUUAUAUACAACUGAUGAAAAGGGAGAUAUUGGAAAUAGAAUUUUAAUUCUUCGUGGUAUUCAAAGAGUUGCUUAUUUAACCGGAAUUGAAAUUACUGAUUUCUUUAUGACUUCAAUUAUUUUCUUAUUAUUUUUUGCCUUUGUAAUGGUGGUUUGUUUAGGUAUAUUUAAAGCCGUUAUUGAAAUUUUAGUAAGAGCUAAAUUUAUGAAUGAAGGUAAAUUUGGUGAAUAUAGAAAACAAUGGUCUUUAAUUAUUAAAGGUUCAUUAUACAGAUUAUUGGUUAUUGCUUUUCCUCAAAUUGGUAUAAUGUGUAUUUGGCAAUUAUAUACUAGAGAUUCAGCUGGAGCUGUUGUUGUGGCAGUUUUCUUAUUAAUUUUUGCCCUUGUAGUAUUAUUUCAAGCAGCUGCAAGAGUUGUUAUUUUUGGUAGAAGAUCAGUACAAAAUUUCCAUAAUCCAGCUUAUCUUUUAUUUGGAGAUUCUAAAUUUUUAAAUAAAUUUGGUUUCCUUUAUGUUCAAUUUAGAGCUGAUCGUUAUUAUUUCAUUAUUUUAAGUUUGAUUUAUAUCUUAUUAAAAUCAUUAUUUGUGGCUGUUUUACAAACUCAUGGUACAAUUCAAUCAGUCAUUGUUUUUGUUAUUGAAUUAAUUUAUUGUAUUAUUGUUUGUGUUAUUAGACCAUUUAUGGAUAAAAGAACAAAUGUAUUUAAUAUUGCUGUUUCAGUCAUUAAUACUAUUAAUGCUUUAUUCUUUAUGUUCUUUUCUUAUAUCUUUAAACAACCUCAUAUUGUUGGAUCUGUUAUGGGAGUUGUAUAUUUUGUUUUAAAUGCUGUAUUUGCAUUAUUCUUAUUAAUCUUUACCAUUGUUACAUGUAUAUUGGCCUUAGUUUAUAAGAAUCCAGAUACAAGAUAUAAACCAAUGAAAGAUGAUAGAGUUUCAUUUUUACCAAGAUCAGAAAAUAAAGCUGGUGAAGGUACUGGUAAUGAUGAAGAUUUAGAAUUAAUGGCUCUUGGUGCUACAGCAAUGAAAGGUCAUGAACAAGGUGGUGUAUUAGAUGAUCAUAUUGCUGGUAAACCUUAUGAAGAAGAAUCAACUUAUGAUGAUGAAGAAGAUAGAUAUAGAAGACCAAAUAUUUUUGGUGAUGAUUCUCAAUCAAAUACUACCAAUUCAAAAUCAAAUUCAAACUUUAAUUUUGCCGGAUCAAAUGGUAAUUCUCAUAAUAAUAAUGAAUCUGAUUCUGCUAGAAAUUCAUAUUAUUUUGAUAAUGCCGAACCAACUCAACCAAAUUCAACUAUAGCUGGUGGUAGCUCUUUACCCACCGGAUUUAACGCGGCUUAUAAUCCAAGACAUUAUACUCCAUCUAAUCCUUAUGGAGGUUCAACUUCCUACAGUAACACUCAAAGUUAUGAAGGUCAUAAUGAUAGUCGUGUAAAUUUCAUAUGAUUUGGAUUAAACCAUAAUGGUUUUAAAUAAAAAAUUCAGUUCAUUAUUUCUGCUUUUUAUUCAAUAUGUUUUAUUAUACUUAUUUUUAUUACUGAUUUUACAAAUUCUUUAUUAUUAUUAUUAUUAUUAUUAUUAUU